This is a messenger RNA of Sitodiplosis mosellana (orange wheat blossom midge), 582 nucleotides long. RefSeq lists its product as uncharacterized. Bases 10 to 468 code for a protein of 152 amino acids. The transcript is spliced from 2 exons. Lineage: Eukaryota; Metazoa; Arthropoda; Insecta; Diptera; Cecidomyiidae. The record is from RefSeq and is a predicted model, not a curated record.
UUCACCAAAAUGGGACUGGAAAAUGUUAUUUUCAAAUUAGAAAAAUAUUUGAAUGUAAAAAUUUCGGCCGAUAUUAUUAAAAUCCUGGAAUUCUGUGCAUUUGAAAAUGAAUCAUCUCUAAUGUCCAUUGACAACGAUGCUAUUAUGGAUAUCGGGAACUAUGUCAUUGAAAACCCAGAAAUUCUCAAAGAAACAUCAUACGAGAAUGUGAAUCAUUUUAAAUUUAAACCGGGUCACCGAUUGCUUAUCAUCCAGUUGCCACAGUUAAUCAAGAAUUGUAAUCAAACGGAAACAAAUUUGCAAAAAAUCGGACACCUGCGACCGCAAAUGCUUGUAUUCAACGUAGCUAAUGCGCUUUCUGUAUUAAAUCCAGAAUGUGUGAGAAUUAAUUGUAAAAUUUCUGGUAGAGAUUCACCUAAUGCACGUUGUAAUUUUUCAAACACGUCUGACAUCUUUCCACAUGUUUGACUGUGUUUGACACUUCAUCGCAACUGAGCGCAUUCGCGACGAAUACAUGUGCGAGUGUUUCAAUACGUUUCAUAUGCGGAGUCGCGCGAAUGCUCGCGCGGCAGUACGAAUACA